AUUAGAUGCCAAGAACAGCAGCAGAUUUACUCUUUGCAAUGGGAACUUUCAUGGUUGAAAAUAGAAUUCAUGAAACAAAUUAACUAAUGAAUUAGGGAAACUAAUCUAAUGAUAUAUGUUGUUUUUCUUUAUGCUGUCAGGAAGCAUGAUUUUUAAAGAACUGAAUUAAUACAGUAUUGACCAUAAAUGUAGGAACUAUCGUCAAUUGCUCUAUUAUUAUACCAACAGCUCAAGCAAUGGAGCCACUAGAUGAAUUCAUGUAUAAAUACAAAGGAUUCCAUUUCAUAAGAGACCUGUCCUCACCUGAAAGUAUAGAUGCACUGGACAGUUUUGAAAUCCGAGAUGAUGAUGUAUUCAUAAUCACAUAUCCUAAAUCAGGCACAAUAUGGACUCAGAAUAUUCUGAGCUUGAUUUUUCAUGAAGGUCAUCGAGAUGGAACUGAGAAUAUUACCCUGGCUGAAAGAGCACCAUGGCUGGAGUAUAAUACCUUCCAUGUAGAUUAUCGAAGUCGUCCAUCACCUCGUCUCUUUUCUUCCCAUCUGCCCUACUAUUUGGUACCCAAAGGAUUACAAAAUGGAAGAGCGAAAAUUAUUUAUGUCUUUAGAAAUCCAAAGGAUGUCUUGGUCUCUGCCUAUCAUUUUGCCAAAAUUGCACCCAAAAUUGAAACACCAAAAGACUUUGAUACGUUCUUGGAGAGGUUUCUGGCUGGCAAAGGGGUUUGUAAUUUGUGGCUAGACCAUGUCGAAGGCUGGUACGCUCAUAAGGGGGAUUUCAGUAUUCUCUUCCUUUCUUAUGAAGACAUGAAAAAGGAUCUGAGGAGUGCUGUACUGAAAAUAUGCAGCUUCCUCGGAAAAAAGCUAACUCAAAAGGAGCUGGAUGAUGUCGUGGACAAAGCUACAUUUGAUAACAUGAAGGUGGAUGCUAGAGCAAACUACACAUUCAUGACUCCUGGUAUCGUAGAUUGCAGCAAAGGGGCCUUUCUUCGCAAAGGCACUGUUGGGGACUGGAAGAACAUGCUGACUGUUGCACAGAAUGAAAGGUUUGACCGAGUCUUUAAGGAGAGGAUGGAAAAGCUGCCCUUCAAGUUCUGCUGGGACAUUCAUGAGGAUUCUGAGCCUACUUUCGGCUCAGUGGAGGAAAACGUGUGAUGUACCCCUUCAAAUGGUUUGAAUCAGAGAGCACCUUCCAAGAAGAGUCUUUGGAUCACCCUGUAAUGUGUAAUUCUCAACUCUGCAGAGAUCAUAGAAAAAAGGACCAUUAAAUUCUGUGCUAUUAUUAAA
Molecule: messenger RNA, 1280 nt
Organism: Candoia aspera
Lineage: Eukaryota; Metazoa; Chordata; Lepidosauria; Squamata; Candoiidae
Product: amine sulfotransferase-like
Exons: 6
Coding region: 237-1148 (303 amino acids)
Biological process (GO): sulfation
Cellular component (GO): cytoplasm
Molecular function (GO): sulfotransferase activity
Source: RefSeq, a predicted model, not a curated record